AGACCUCGGCAAGUGGCGACUAGCAGUCGUGCCCCGGGGAGAAGAUGGCGUCGUCGGGCACCGUUUCCCGGAGGAACCAGAUCGAGCGGAAGGCUCCCCGCGGCUUUCUGAAGCGCCUCCUCAAGCAACGGAAGCCUCAGCUGCGCCUGGAGACCACCACCGACUUAUUGAUACAUCUGAACUGCUUAUUGUUUGUUCAUCGACUAGCACAAGAGUCCAGGAUGAAUGCUUGUGAGAAUAAGUGUAAAAUCAUUAAAAAGGAACAUGUACUGGCUGCAGCAAAGGUAAUACUAAAGAAGAGCAGAGGUUAGAAAUCAGUGGACUCAUUUUUGAAAAACAUGCAAUGUAUAUUAAGUGGUA
This is a messenger RNA of Sorex fumeus (smoky shrew), 360 nucleotides long. RefSeq names its product centromere protein W (gene CENPW). Gene Ontology annotation, biological process: chromosome segregation; kinetochore assembly; mitotic cell cycle. The record is from RefSeq and is a predicted model, not a curated record. NCBI's taxonomy places the organism in Eukaryota, Metazoa, Chordata, Mammalia, Eulipotyphla, Soricidae. Gene Ontology annotation, molecular function: protein heterodimerization activity; DNA binding. Bases 45 to 311 code for a protein of 88 amino acids. The transcript has 3 exons. Gene Ontology annotation, cellular component: nucleoplasm; kinetochore.